AUGGCCGUCGUGAACAUAUCCUCAACCGAGCAGUUCAGCUCGCUCCUCCAAUCUUCACGAUUUGUCGUCGCAGACUUCUACGCCGACUGGUGUGGUCCCUGCAAAGCCAUCGCCCCUGUCUACGACUCCCUGGCAACGCAACUUUCCCGACCGAAUCACAUUACAUUCACCAAGAUCAAUGGCGACGAACAGAAAGAGCUUGCCCAGCUCUACAGCGUGCGAGCAUACCCGACCUUCAUAGUAUUCGAAAACGGCCGCAAAACACAGACCGUCGCCGGCGCGAACCCGCAAAAGCUUAACGAAGUCAUCCAGAAGCUAGCCUCCGAAGCGACCAAGUCCGACAGCGCGGGCGAAGGCAGCUCCGGCGCGACCUGGGUCGGCGCCGAGCUGGCCCGCGGCUACAGUGACGUGACAAGCCAGGUCGACACCCAGGGCCUGGAGCUGCUGAACCGGGACAGCCAGCUGGGCGGCCCGCGGGUGCUCUUCGACGGGGGCAAGCCGUCUGGGCUGAACAGCAAGGGCAAGGACGCGGGCGCGGCUGCAGCGGACUGGGUCGAGAGCGACACGGACGAGCAGCUGAUGCUAUUUAUUCCGUUCCAGGCGAAACUGAAGGUGUUCGCGCUGCAUGUGACGUCGCUGCCGUCGACGGGCGAUGAUGACGAGGCGCCGAUGCGGCCGCGCACGCUGAAGCUGUACACCAACCGCUCGCAUGUGCUUGGGUUCGACGAGGCGGAGGACAUUGACCCGGUGCAGACGGUGGAGAUCAAGCCAGAGGACUGGGAUGCAAAGACCGGGACGGCAGUUGUGAAUCUGCGGUUUGUUAAGUUCCAGAGUGUGACGUCGCUGGUGAUUUUCUUCGAGGAUGGCGAUGGAGACAGCGAGACGCUGCGCCUCGAUAGAAUUCGCAUUGUCGGCGAUGCCGGCGAAAAGAGAGCCAUGGGCAAGUUGGAGAAGAUUGGCGAUGAGCCGGGCGAGUAA
Penicillium macrosclerotiorum is the source of this 978-nucleotide messenger RNA. RefSeq names its product thioredoxin-like protein 1. The transcript has 3 exons. The coding region runs from base 1 to 978 and encodes 325 amino acids. The record is from RefSeq and is a predicted model, not a curated record. NCBI's taxonomy places the organism in Eukaryota, Fungi, Ascomycota, Eurotiomycetes, Eurotiales, Aspergillaceae.